Rhipicephalus sanguineus (brown dog tick) is the source of this 3052-nucleotide messenger RNA. RefSeq lists its product as uncharacterized. Bases 296 to 3052 code for a protein of 918 amino acids. The record is from RefSeq and is a predicted model, not a curated record. The transcript has 8 exons. Lineage: Eukaryota; Metazoa; Arthropoda; Arachnida; Ixodida; Ixodidae.
CUCGCCAAGGAUUGACGCUGAGAAUUUAGGACAGCUAAAAGCUCCGUCAACCUGUUGGUCUGUGCAUCGUUUUCAAAACUUCGAAGGUAUUGUGUAUGCUCUGACAAACCUAGAAACACAUACAGGGACAGUGCAUUCGGACAGAGCGGUCCUUUUUAAGCUCGGCACAACACAGGAAGUCUCCUUCCAGAUCUUUCUCAAGGGGAAACUGGUGUCUGAGGGAGCUGUGACGACGAUAAAGCAAGCUGAAGAGGCUCUACUUCGUGCCGAAUGUUUAAUUACGUGUCCUGGUGCCAUGUCCGCGUCCGCAAUUUUCACAGACGAUAUGACAAAAUCGCUUCUGAAUAAGACAGACGUCAAGGAGGGAACCAUAUACAACAAAAAAUGCGUGGCCACAACAACAACAGAAGGUAUGCCUUGCCUGUCCUGCCGCUACCUCCGAAAAGCUCUCCUGACAAGAAUCUCCUGGCUAAAGUGCCAUCGUCGCAAGAAGAUCAGGACAGCUACCCAGAAGUUAAGGUCGACUCUACAAAAACACCGGCGCCUCUCUAGAAAGGUGGUGAGCCUAAAAGCGCAAAUUGAAAACAUGAGAGUCCAGAAUGCUGCUAUGGAAGAGGAGGCACUGAAAGCGAAAAUUUCCAAGUUGCCACUAAAGCAACAAGAGAGUGUACGACACUGUUUUGCUGCAUCGAGAAGAAAGAGCACCAACGGGAUGCAUUUCACAAAUGAAUGGAUGCUCGAAUGCAUCAUGAUGAGAAUGAAAAGUCCGAAGCUUUACAGACACAUCCGAAUGCACAACAUCCUUGUCCUCCCAGGUGACACCACACUCCGAAAAUACACUGCCUCAUAUAGGAGUGGGUUUGGCUUCAACAAGAAAGUCCUAGAAACAUUGAAGCUGAAAACAAGCACAAUGGACGAGUUCAGCCGUCAUGGUGGCAUUCUAAUUGAUGAGCUAAAGCUCUCAGAACAUCUCUCCGUUCAAAAAUGUGGGCGUCUGCAAGGUUUUGUGGACAUUGGUCCAUUUACACAGCCCGAAGAUGCACACCUUCCGUGUGACCAUGGAAUGGUAGUUAUGUUCGUACCAUUUGCUGGAAAAUGCUCUCAAAUUUUAGCCGUGUUUGCUUCGCAUGCAAAUGUAAAAGGUGAACUGCUCUGCAAAAUAUUGGUUGAAGCCACAAUCUUGGCAGAACAGGCAGGACUGUUCGUGGACUUCAUCACUUGUGAUGGGGCGUCGUGGAAUAGGAGAAUGUGGACACUGAUGGGUAUUCAGGGAACUGCAAGCAGAACUGUCUGCAAGGUGAAGCACCCCGUCGAUAAAAAGAGGAGUCUCCAUUUUCUCUCAGACUUCCCUCACCUAAUCAAGUGCCUCCGCAAUUGCCUCCUGAAAGGCGGCUUUGACACACCAAGUGGCCGGGUGUCCAUGUACUUCGUCCGCGAAGCAUUCAACCUUGACAAAGAGAACGUCACUCUGAAGGCAAUGCCGAAGUUGACGACCAGUCACCUCAAUCCUAACGGUUUUGAGAAAAUGCGAGUUUCACUCGCUUUUCAACUUUUCGGGGACUCGGUUCUACGUGGCCUGCAGCAUUACAAAAGCCAACUUGAAGCAAGUUAUGGAAAGGGCGCUAUUGAUGCAACGGAGUCAUUUUUUAGGAUGAUGAAUCGCCUCAUUAAAGCCAUGACUUCUCGUUUCAAGUCUGAAGCCCUUUGGCCCGACUCGGAUGGUGCUGCUGUGCUUUCCGGUUUCCUUGACUACAUCUCCAAGUGGGAGCAGCACACCAACAAAGGCAAUGGAUUCUUGAGCAAGCCAACAGCUACAGGCCUGAGGGUUACGAUUUCCAGCGUGCUUUCUUUGCUAAAUUAUGUAACCAAAGACCUUGGCUACCAAUACCUAAUGACUUCGAGGCUCAGCCAAGACCCUAUUGAGAACUUGUUCGGUGUGGUACGUCAGUCAUCAGGGUGCAAUGAUCACCCGACCCCUGAACAGUUCCUAAUUACUGUGAACUGCUUGAGCUUCUAUAGCUUGGCUAAGCCAGUACAUGGUACAAGCGUUGAGCCAGUGGUACUGACAUCACUUCUUGACACAACAGACUUGCGCACUGCUCAGGCAACAAGUAUGCUUGAAGCAAUAGAUGAACACAUUUCCGAAGGGAAUCUUGCUAGUGUUGAGAGUGCUGCACAACAGUGCCUUCCCGCAGAGCAUCUGAGCCUUGUAAAAAAAUCCAGCGACGCCCGCUUAGUGUAUUACAUGGCAGGUGGUCUGAACAGCGUUCCUGUGGCCCUGGUUCCAACCAAUGGGGAAUCCAUUCGCAUGAAAAACCCGAGAAUAAUUCAGGAAGAGCUCCGGAAAAUAACUGAUCAUUUCCAACUGAUCACCGAGGUGCGUCAGUUUGGACGUGGUGGCAUUCUGUGCUGCUCGCCGGACCAGGCCUGCAUCACAGAUCUUCUGAAAUGCACAACGUUUGCCUCUCAUCCGGUUGUGAGAUACGGUGUGGAUGUAGGGCACUACUGCGAGCUUUUUCCUUCGAGUACGCUGAUCGCAACCGCAGCCUGCAAAGCUAGAGUGCUAGGCUUCUGCAUCCGACACAAGGUUCUGCCUCCAGAGAUUGUGGCCUUAUUCGGCUAUUGCCUACCUUCAGUGAACCAUGGGGUUCGCAUUUGUAAGGUAAUGCGCUCUGAAUGGCAGAGGCAGGUACGGCUGUACAGAGACCAACUGAGGCAUCUUCUUGGACCGUCUUCAAGCCCCCACACUCGGCGGGAGUUCUCCAGGCUUACUAGCAGCUCAACCGAGUUCCUCUGGCAGCAGUUGUCGGUCCCUUUAAGAAACCAGGUGCAGAAGUCUCCGGUUCCAACGAAUCCCAUUCACGUCGUGGGUGACGUGACACUGCCGGAACAUGUGCAACGCGUCCUCGGGUGUGGACCCAAGUUCGCCGUCGAACCUCAGAAGUCGCGUCCUGAACUGCUCUCCAUGGUCAGGCAAGUGUCCAAGGAAGUUCCCGAAGCCGAGUUUGACAGGAGCAUAUCUGAAGGCUUGGAUGGGUCGCUAGAACCCUGA